Eupeodes corollae is the source of this 2435-nucleotide messenger RNA. RefSeq names its product nose resistant to fluoxetine protein 6-like. The record is from RefSeq and is a predicted model, not a curated record. Gene Ontology annotation, molecular function: acyltransferase activity, transferring groups other than amino-acyl groups. Bases 290 to 2329 code for a protein of 679 amino acids. NCBI's taxonomy places the organism in Eukaryota, Metazoa, Arthropoda, Insecta, Diptera, Syrphidae. The transcript has 13 exons.
CAUUUUCAAGGCCGAAAAGUAUAUGAACAAACAUCACCACAUUAAUUUUUUUGUAUCCAAAUUUAUUUUUCGGACAUAUUUUUCUGCCAGUUGUAAAAUUGUCUCAAACGCGAUAAAGACGUAUAUUGAAUAACUUAUUAUGUUGCAUCAUUGAAUUUGUAAAUAUUUUUGAAGCUUUUUUCUAAAUGCGCUGAGUAAAAGGAAUUUGUUUACGAUUAAAGUGUUUAAUUUGCAAAAACUGUUUUUGUUUGUUUUAUUUGUUUGCAUCGGUUUAAGUGAAAUUUUCAUAAUGAACUUACAACAUUUGUGUUUGAUUUUAAUAUUUCCUGUGGUUAUUGAAUGCCAGUUCAAUAUGACAGCUUAUAGAAAAAUGCCACCUCUUUAUAUCAUAGACGACUAUGAUGCUUGUUUGGAAACUGAAAAUAUUGCAACUUAUUGUUUAGCUAUUGGAGAAAUUGUCCCUAAUGCAACAUCAGCACUUUGGCAGCAGAUUGAAACGUUUUCAUCAGCAACAAGACUUCAUUUUCAACACAACUAUCUUUACUUUGGAGUAUGUUUGACUGAUUGUCAACAAACCGUCAGUAACUUAAAUUCAUCUUUGAGGAAAGAACUUUACGCCGGAACAAUAGAGAAUACAGAGCUAGUUGAGUACUUUUCCGACAUAAAUAAAAUCGAUGCUGAAGUAAGAUUUCAAAAUGAAGAAACCAUAAAUAUCUGUUUAAACUAUGAUUUUGAGAAACAGUAUGAUUUACAAACGCGAUCUUUUGUCGAAUAUUGCGUUACCAAUGAAAAAUAUCCAAAUUACAAUUAUUUGGAAAUCGUUUUUUUGGGUCUUAUUGGAACACUCUUGUUUUUGGUUAUCGUUUCAUCCAACUAUGAUCGUCAAUUGAAAAGUAAACAGGUUAAUUUUCAAGGCAAUACAUUUUACCAACAACAUUUGCACACUCUACAGGAUACCAUGUUGACAUCGUUUUCAAUGUUUCGUAAUUACUAUCGUCUCGUGGUACCAUCGAAAAGUGAACUGGCUCGAGACUUAAGAUUUCUAGAGACCUAUAGAUUCUUUGCAACUCUUUUGGUGGUCUUUGGCCAUGUUCUCCUUUCAAUCAAAGGAGUACCUCUUCAGAAUACUCAGUUUAUAGAACAACUAUUCUAUAAAAUGGAAACGCAACUAUUUAUAAAUGGAACUGUUAUAAUUCAAGUAUUUUUGGUAAUCAGCAGUUUUUUGAUGUGCAUUCAUUUUCAAAAAUCCCUCGCUUCGAAAAAACCUGGAAUUGCAGAAUGGUUUCAUAUGAUUUUGUAUCGAUAUUUGAGGCUUGCGCCUUCGUUAGCAUUUAUGAUUCUUUUGAACGGCUCAGUCUUGCCACGCUUUCAAGAGGGACCAUUUUGGAGACACACUGUUGGCGCUGAAAAUGUACUCUGUCAGGAAACAUGGUGGAGAAACUUACUUUUCAUUAAUAACUUUACUUUAAGAAAAAGUUGUCUUCAACAAACUUGGUAUCUUGCUACAGACUUUCAGCUUUAUGUGGUAUUUGCUGGUUUACUCAUUUUUAUGGCAAGGUUUCCCAAAACCAAAAACUAUGUCCUAGGAUUCGCCAGUAUAAUCUCAUUCCUCUGUACGGGAUUGGUAACAUAUUUCCUAGAACUUGAUGCAGCGCACCAGGAAACUCCUGAUUCUUAUCGGUAUUUGUUUUGGACUAAUGGAGAAACGAUCUAUAAAGGUUAUGCUCCUUUUUACAUGAAUUUCGGAGGCUUUGUUUUUGGAACAAUUACAGCUUUGAUUUUUUUGAAAUACAAAGAUGAAGGCUUGGACAUGAAAGGAAAGAAAUCCACACUUAACAGGAUAGUCGUUAUAUCUCUUCCAUUGCCAUUCCUUAUGCUAUUAUCGGGACAAAUAUUUUAUAGUUUUGAAUUCAUUAAACCUUCUGUUUGGAUCGCCAUCUAUGCUGGUAUGUUCCGAAACGUUUGGGCAAUAUGGUGUUGUUCCUUGGUGCUUUUGAUGGCUUUUAAAAUAGGAUCCAUAUUUUAUAGAUUCUGUUCUCUGAGGAUAUUUGCACCUUUGGGACGAUUGUCUUUCCAAGUUUUUUUGAUUCAUACAAUAAUCAUUCGUUGCAUAGUGGGUUGUAUUCGUCAACCAAUAUUUAUUAAUAAUUUAGUAUUGAGUAUGUACAUAGCUGCAAGUGUGGUCAUAUCAUUUUUCUUUGCAUUUUUCUUGUAUACUUGUUUUGAAUUACCUUUAGCAACUAUUAUAAAUGCAGCAAUAAAAGGAUUUGGAGCACCAUCAAGGCCUACAAAUUCAUCUAUGGCAGUUACGAGAAAUCCUGCGACGUAAACGGGAGCGCCAACAAGUGAAAACAAAGAGGAAGUAGUAGAGGCAUGAGUACCGAAAUUAUUUAAGAUAUUUAUAUUUAAUAAAUCUUCUAAUUUUUAAAAAUCUA